Molecule: messenger RNA, 1824 nt
Organism: Cajanus cajan (pigeon pea)
Lineage: Eukaryota; Viridiplantae; Streptophyta; Magnoliopsida; Fabales; Fabaceae
Product: flavonoid 3'-monooxygenase CYP75B137
Molecular function (GO): iron ion binding; heme binding; oxidoreductase activity, acting on paired donors, with incorporation or reduction of molecular oxygen
Source: RefSeq, a predicted model, not a curated record
UACCCAACUUCCAUUGUCGUGUUUCACUCUUCAAUCCUCAUGCGCCGUCCAUGCAAGCCAAAUUCACAUGUGUCCUAUUUUUGAAGAUUUCGUUAAACUGCUUAUAUUAGCUAUGCAAUAGGUCACCUCAUCCUCAUCUUUUGAUUUCUGCUUCAACCAUGGUUUCCAUCUCAACUGUGUUCCAAAACCUUAACCCGAUUCUUGCUUUGUGUGUCAUUUCCACGCUUGCUUGGUAUGCAUGGCGAUACCUCGUGAAGCCCAACUCUCAGAAGCUUCCACCGGGUCCACCGGGCCUUCCCUUCUUCGGGAACCUUCUAUCCUUGGACCCCGAGCUUCACACUUAUUUGACCGGCUUGGCCCAAAUCUAUGGCCCAAUUAUGAAGCUCCGACUCGGGAGCAAGCUCGCCAUCGUCAUAACUUCACCGGCCAUAGCUCGUGAGGUGCUCAAAGACCACGACAUCGUUUUCGCCAACCGCGACGUUCCCGCCGCCGGAAGGGUAGCCACCUACGGCGGCUCCGACAUAGCGUGGAACCCGUACGGCCCCGAGUGGCGGAUGCUGAGGAAAGUGUGCGUGCUGAAGAUGCUGAGCAACACUACCCUGGACUCCGUGUACGAUCUCCGGCGCAAUGAGAUGCGCAAAAUGGUGGCGUAUUUGCAGGAGCGAGUGGGGAGGCCGGUGAAAGUGGGGGAACAGGUGUUUCUGACGUUGCUGAAUGUAAUAACGAAUAUGAUGUGGGGCGAGGCGGUGGAAGGGGCGGAGAGGGAGAGGUUGGGGGCGGAGUUCAGGGAGUUGGUGGCGGAGAUGACGCAGCUUCUGGGGAAGCCGAACGUGUCGGACUUCUUUCCCGGGUUGGCAGGGUUGGAUUUGCAAGGUGUGGAGAAAGAGAUGCGUGGUUUGGUGUGUCGGUUCGAUGGGAUAUUUGAGAAGAUGAUCGGCGAACGAAGGAGGGUGAAAGGGGAAGAAGAAAGGAAGGAGAAAGACUUUCUCCAGUUUCUGUUGAAUUUGGAGGAGGAAGGCUCCGGCGCUGAUUCCAAGACGCCGCUUACCAUCACCCACGUUAAGGCUCUGCUCAUGGAUAUGGUCACAGGGGGAACUGAUACAUCCUCAAAUACAAUUGAGUUUGCAAUAGCAGAAAUGAUGCACAAGCCAGAGGUAAUGAUGAGAGUCAAAGAGGAGUUGGAAUUUGUUGUAGGGACAGAUAACAAAGAGUCUCACAUUCCUAAGUUGUCCUAUUUGCAAGCUGUGAUGAAAGAAACACUUCGAUUGCACCCUGUACUUCCACUUCUGAUCCCUCAUAGCCCUAGUGAAACCACCAUUGUGGGUGGCUACACAAUUCCAAAGGGGUCUCGAAUGUUUUUAAAUGUGUGGGCUAUUCACAGAAACCCUUCAAGUUGGGAGAAACCACUCGAAUUUGAUCCAACAAGAUUCUUAAAUGCCAAAUGGGAUUAUAGUGGCAAUGACUUCAAUUAUUUUCCUUUUGGAUCUGGAAGAAGAAUUUGUGCAGGAAUAGCAAUGGCUGAGAGGACAGUUUUAUAUUUUCUUGCCAUACUUAUGCACUUAUUUGAUUGGACAAUACCUCAAGGACAAAAAUUAGAUGUUUCAGAAAAAUUUGGCAUUGUUCUAAAAAAGAAAGUUCCUCUUGUUGUCAUCCCCACUCAACGAUUAUCCAACCCAAAUCUUUAUCAUUGAAUACAUGUACAAUAUGUAUUGAUAUUCAACACUUAAACGAUCCUUUAUCCUACAUAUUUGUAUUUUAUUAUGUUAUUUACUUAACUCAAGUUUAGACAUUGAGCAAUAAACAUGAAUUUGUUAUUUGCUUUCA